AUGGAUCUUGAUGGUGAGACGGCGUGCAAGGCGACUGAGGAGGAGCGAGAGGGGGCACUCAUGGCGGCAACGAUGCGGCGACACCUGCAACGGCAGCGAGCUCUUCUUGAUCGUGGUUGGAGGAGAUCUGGUUGUUUUGUUUACAAACCUGAGAUGGAACGGACAUGCUGUCCCUCAUAUACGAUACGCUUGAAGGCAAAUGAUUUCAUUUGUUCCAAAGAGCAAGCUCGUGUACUUAAAAAGAUGCAGAGGUUCCUUGAUGGUGAGCUCGAUCCACAGAUUGGAAGUCCCCAGUGUAAGGCAAGUCCAACAAAGCGCUCACUUGGUGAACCUCUGAAUUCACCAACCUCGAAAGUAUCAAAGGUAUCAGCAAAAGAGUUUCGAGCAGGCACGUGUCCAAAUAUAUCGAAAGAAGAUGACGUCACUUGUUGCCUGGCAAGCAGAAUCAAUGAGGCCACAGAUACAUGCUUCCAAGGGGGGGUAUUGGGUUCUGUUCCACUCCCCAAAGCUGUUUUGAAGACUGUUAAACCUCAAGUCAAAAGGAAAGUAGGAGAAGCAGUACAAGAAAAGAAAGUCGGAGAAGCAGUGCAAGAUUUGGUUUAUACGUGCAAUAUAAGUUUCCAAAUAGUGGCAGCAGUUAGACGUGCAUUGCCUAAAGAAAAUGGUGCUAAUCAAACUGAAGUACUAGCAGAUCUUUCUCCAAAUUCUGUUGCAGAAAAGCUAUCCAUGGCAAUGGAACGUCUUGGAGGACUAGCUGGUUUUGAAGUAAAAGCUUGUAAUGGGCAUCUUAAUUUCUAUUUGGCCACCAAUCAGGCAAUGCAGAACCAUACCAGCGUUGUUGUACCUGUGCAAGCUUCAGACAAGUCUAGUGGUUCAAAGCAAAGCUCUGUGAACAAAACUAAUGCGAAAUAUCCUCUGAAAAGAAAAAUCCUGGACAUUAGGUUGAGCACAUCUCAUUUUGAUCCUGAGGAGUUUGCUCUGUACCAGAGGUAUCAGACAAAGGUGCAUAAGGAGAAGACAGUUACGGAAAGCUCAUACAAGAGAUUUCUAGUAGACACACCAAUCGUGUUUGUCCCCCCAAAGAGUGGUGAUAAUACAGUUCCACCGUGCGGGUUUGGGUCUUUUCAUCAGCAGUACAGAAUUGAUGGAAAACUUGUGGCUGUUGGUGUAGUUGAUAUCCUUCCUAAGUGUUUGUCAAGCAAGUACUUGUUCUGGGAUCCUGACCUUUCUUUCCUAUCUCUUGGAAAGUAUACAGCUCUGAAGGAGAUAGAUUGGGUCAAGACGACACAGGAGCACUGUCCCAGCCUUCAGUACUACUAUCUCGGUUACUAUAUACAUUCUUGCAAUAAGAUGAGAUACAAAGCUGCAUAUCGACCUUCAGAACUUCUAUGUCCAGUCCGUUACGAGUGGGUUCGCUAUGAUUUAGCCAAGCCUCUACUGGAUACCAGUCAAUAUUCCAUUCUAUCUGAUUAUGCUACAAUGCAAGGUGAAGUGCCCCAGCCUCAGAUUUGUGGUCCCUCUGAUGACUCUUCAGCAAAAGUCGACCACCACGAGUCUCCCAGCGAUGAGGACGACGAUGAAGAUUUCAACGACUAUGAAUCAGAUAUGAUGGUCGAUGAAGAGAUAAUUCAUUCAGAAAAGCCUGAUACAGCUGAAGGCGGUUCCAACAUAUAUGACAUAAAAAACAUCACCCUGGACCUGAAUGGCUCGCGGGUUAAAUUUAAGGGCCUUCAGCAAGUGUUUGGGCCAAUAGAGAGGCGACACCUCAAUGCGCUAGAAGGGCAACUGAGCAGAUACGUCAAGGUUGUUGGGAAGGAGCUAGCCGAUCGAAUUGUGUAUUGCCUUUCUUGA
Molecule: messenger RNA, 1851 nt
Organism: Miscanthus lutarioriparius
Lineage: Eukaryota; Viridiplantae; Streptophyta; Magnoliopsida; Poales; Poaceae
Source: the annotation of a GenBank genome assembly